Messenger RNA from Cylicostephanus goldi, 540 nucleotides. The record is from the annotation of a GenBank genome assembly. NCBI's taxonomy places the organism in Eukaryota, Metazoa, Nematoda, Chromadorea, Rhabditida, Strongylidae.
AUGACUGCGUCAGGAACACAGGACGAUGUGAACCAACCACCAAAGCAAGAGCAAGUAGACGAAGUGAAAACGGAACCACCAGAAAGUAUCGACAACGGUAACGAGCAACCUGAGGAGCAGAAUGGACAGAGAUCUGAUCGCAAAACUGGAUCAUGUAAGUGGUUCAACGUACUGAAAGGCUUUGGUUUCAUCGUUCUUGAUGGCACGAAUGAGGACGUUUUUGUUCAUCAGUCGGAGUUGCAAAUGGAAGGUUUUCGUAGUCUGGAGGAGGGAGAGCGCGUAGCGUUCUAUGUGCGCACUCGUAACAGUGGACAACGAGCCGGUGCUCUGGAAGCCUUUGAGGUCGGUCCUGAAGAUCCAACUAAGACUUUGAAGGGCAGCAGCAUCCGUCCACUAGGAGCCAAGAAAGACCGCAUGAUCAGGUGGGACAUUGUGUUGUGUUACCUUCUACAGCAUUUCUUUCUAAAUUUUGCAGUUGUCUCGGUCGCGUUUGGCUAUAACUUUCAUUGGCUCCAAAAGAUUCUUGUCCCUCUCAAGUAG